AGACCGGGAGGAUACAGACUAGAACACCACUUCAAUCCCAACCAGAGACCGGGAGGAUACAGACUAGAACACCACUUCAAUCCCAACCAGAGACCGGGAGGAUACAGACUAGAACACCACUUCAAUCCCAACCAGAGACCGGGAGGAUACAGACUAGAACACCACUUCAAUCCCAACCAGAGACCGGGAGGAUACAGACUAGAACACCACUUCAAUCUCAACCAGAGACCGGGAGGAUACAGACUAGAACACCACUUCAAUUCCAACCAGAGACCGGGAGGAUACAGACUAGAACACCACUUCAAUCCCACCCAGAGACCGGGAGGAUACAGACUAGAACACCACUUCAAUCUCAACCAGAGACCGGGAGGAUACAGACUAGAACACCACUUCAAUUCCAACCAGAGACCGGGAGGAUACAGACUAGAACACCACUUCAAUCCCAACCAGAGACCGGGAGGAUACAGACUAGAACACCACUUCAAUCCCAACCAGAGACCGGGAGGAUACAGACUAGAACACCACUUCAAUCCCAACCAGAGACCGGGAGGAUACAGACUAGAACACCACUUCAAUCCCAACCAGAGACCGGGAGGAUACAGACUAGAACACCACUUCAAUCCCAACCAGAGACCGGGAGGAUACAGACUAGAACACCACUUCAAUCCCAACCAGAGACCGGGAGGAUACAGACUAGAACACCACUUCAAUCCCAACCAGAGACCGGGAGGAUACAGACUAGAACACCACUUCAAUCUCAACCAGAGACCGGGAGGAUACAGACUAGAACACCACUUCAAUUCCAACCAGAGACCGGGAGGAUACAGACUAGAACACCACUUCAAUCCCAACCAGAGACCGGGAGGAUACAGACUAGAACACCACUUCAAUCCCAACCAGAGACCGGGAGGAUACAGACUAGAACACCACUUCAAUCCCAACCAGAGACCGGGGGAGGAUACAGACUAG
Messenger RNA from Oncorhynchus keta (chum salmon), 969 nucleotides. RefSeq names its product histidine-rich glycoprotein-like. The transcript has a single exon. The record is from RefSeq and is a predicted model, not a curated record. NCBI's taxonomy places the organism in Eukaryota, Metazoa, Chordata, Actinopteri, Salmoniformes, Salmonidae. The annotation marks the transcript as partial.